CAGUAUGAAUCAGGAGGCCUCCUCCUUGUGUUUUCUCCUGGUAUCCUACUUCCCCACUUACCUCCGGGCUUAGGCCUCCGUCCCCCGGCAGACCUAUUUAAAGCCCUCCUCACUAGGUUAGCAAGCCUGCCUGCGUAGAUGCUCUUCCCUGUCUUAGUUAGAUGGAUCCCAUGUCUUCCUAGCAAUCCUUUUUCCUGGAACAACAUCCCAUGGUUGAAGAAUUCAAAGCCCUCUCUCCGACACCACCUGUGUAACCACGCAUUUACCUCCACAAUUCAAUGGGCCUUUUCUUUCAACAUGGGAGAUGGACAAGAACAUGACUUGUGCUUCAAACUCCUUUACUCUUCUUCCCAGAGCCCGUAGUCGGUAGUGACCUGCUCACAAUCGUUCUUGGCAGCAUCAUUGGUGCCCAUGUGGAGAAGUAGGAAGGGGUAGCGGUCCAAGGGCUUGAUCAGUCUCUGUAGACACAGUCACAUCCUAAAUUCUAGUUCCAGGCAAGCAGCACGCUUUGGAGUUCAAAAAAAGAACAGGAGUAUUUGUGGCACCUUAGAGACUAACAAAUUUAUUAGAGCAUAAGCUUUCGUGGACUACAGCCCACUGAGUUCAAGCUUCCCCAGCCAGGCAGAAGUGGAGGAGCAGCCCAGGGUUGUUCCCUGGCAACUGAACACUGCAUUCCAGAGCUGCUUCCGGUGUCAUGCACAUCAGCCCCUCAAGUUGUUGGGGGUGGAAGCUGAAUCUUUAAAUUGACACACCCCCUCUCACUCGCAGCAGGCACCAGUCGUCUCUGGCAGAAGCCCCAAGCCCCACCACCCUGCAGCAGGGCAGAAGCCCUGAGCUUCCUUCCCUCUCCCCCGUCUGGUAGGCAUAGGAUGGGGCGGGUGGGGGGAGAGAGGAUCCGCAAGCCACACUUUACUGUAAAAGAGCCAUAGUUUGGCCACCUUUGCUCUAUAGAUUUUCUUUAUAGGACCCAUUUCCGGUGUGGCUAAAACAGAAUUAGGUGCCCUUUUGCAGCUGAUAGGCCCUCAGACAUUUAACUGAAGCACCUUUAGAGAAGGGCUACAUUUGGUAGGAUUUCCUUAUGCUUGUCUAGUUCCACAGUAACCAGAAUCCUGUAGAUUCAGUCCACUGGUUGCAGCUUUCGUUUCCCCUAAAUGGUAAUAACGGUAACCGAUGAGAACGUGCCUGCUUUGUACCCAUUGACCCUUGGUUAAAUUUUUUAAAAACAGGGUUCCUGUAAACCUGUCUAACACAGUUUGGCCAGCCACUGUGCACUGACCCACACCUAGCUUUCUUCUUCUGUAGAUUGUAAUUUAAAAAAACCAAAACAAAUGCUAAAAUAACCCACUGUUCAGCACAGUCUGGACUGGCUGGACAAAUUUAGAAACAGAUUUAGCUGGCACUGUGUUCAGAGAAGAAACAAGGUUUCUGAUUCUGUUUUAGUCCCAGUUGUACACAGGACCAUAGGUAUACGUUUGGCUUGUCUUUUUAGGUUGUAAUUUAGAACUUGUUUUUUGGCUGUACAGUUUCUUUGCUGAGUAUUACAUGUGGGGAAGAAAUGUUUCUGCUGACACCACAGCUCGUUGGACUUGUAAACAGUACCUAAAAUUCUAAAUGGCUUCUAAGAAGUCGGGAUCCGACUUUCACGGGCCUUUCAGUUACCUUGAUGAUGUUCCAUUUAAGAUCGGAGAUAAAUUCAAAACACCAGCCAAGGUUGGCUUACCCAUGGGUUUCUGCUUGCCUGACUCUCCCCAGCUUGUCAGAGAAGUCCAGAGUUCCCUGGAAUAUGGAUUUUGGGUCAUGACCACAGAGCCAAUCAAAUCAAUAUAUGACUUCUCCCUCGAAAAGAGAACUAUCGAGUGGGCGGAAGACAUCAAAAAAAUCCAAGCCGCUCAGAGAGAAGCAGAGCGAAAGGCUGCGCAAGCAAUAGCUAAUUCCAGGGCUGCUUCAGACGACAACAGCAAAAUGGGCUUCUCAGAGGCUGUGCCGCUCCCCAUUAACCCUAUUCUCGCUAGUCUACAGCACAAUAACAUUCUUACUCCCACCCCAGCCAACAGCAGUGCCAUAAAGCAAAAGGUCCUUAGUCCACCUUACCCAAAGGCAGACUUCAACCCAGCAGAUUUUGAAUGUGAAGAAGACCCAUUUGACAAUCUGGAGCUAAAAACUAUUGAUGAAAAAGAAGAACUGAAAAAUAUUCUUGACAUUCAUGUUGGUACGACUGGGCCAAUUGUCACCCAACUGUUGGAGAAUAACUUGCCCAAAAUAGGGCCGGAGUCUGUGUUACAAGAUCAGGAAGUUCUGGCAUCCAUAGAAAGGGCUACCUUGGACUUCAAGCCCCUUCACAAACCCAAUGGCUUUAUCACUUUACCACAGUUGGAAAACUGUGAAAAGAUGUCCCUGUCUUCCAAAGUGUCCCUCUCACCCAUCACGUCAGUGAGCAAUAUCAAAUCUCUCUCCUUUCCCAAACUCGACGCGGAUGAGAGCGAUCAGAAAAUGUCAAAGCUCACCAGCACUUUCCACAGCGCUACCUGUCUCCACAACGGCACUUUCCUCAGCUCUUUACAGGCCUGCUCCCCGAGUAAGGCUAGCGAACUCAACGGACACCAUGUUGUUGGCCUUUCUGCUUUAAAUGUGGACAGUGGAAUGGAGACGUCAACAUUAUCCUCUUCAUCCAGGCUGCCUUCCCUAUCUGUGUCAACACCUUGUACAGAAGAACAAUCCUCUCCAAACACAGCAACGAAGGUACAGCCAGACUACAAGGAAUCAGAGUUCCCUAUGGUAACGCACCAAAACUUCACCGUGUCUAAAGUACCGAGUAAUACCAGCUGUACUAAAUGGUCAAGCGGCCCCACGUACUCAGACGUGCUGCAGGCCCUGUCUGCCAGUGAGAGGCAGUGUGUGGAAACAGUUGUCAACAUGGGAUACUCUUACGAAGACGUCAUGACAGCCAUGAAGAAGAAAGGACAGAAUAUAGAACAGGUUCUUGAUUAUCUGUUUGCGCACAGCCAGCUCUGUGAGAAGGGCUUCGAUCCUCUCCUUGUCGAAGCAGCUCUGGAAAUGUACCAGUGUUCAGAGGAGAAGACAACAGAACUUCUCCAGCUCAUGAGUAAAUUUAAAGAAAUGGGCUUUGAACUGAAAGACAUUAAGGAGGUCUUAUUAUUACAUAACAAUGACCAGGACAAUGCUUUGGAAGAUCUAAUGGCCCGUGCAGGAGCCAGCUGAAGACGCUGGGGUUCUUGGAGUAUAAUGGAGAGCGCCUGCAGGGGAGGGCAGCCUGCCCGUGUAACCAGACCUCUGCCAUCUUCACAGCCGAAGAGUGUGAUGCGCUCUCUCUUUGGGAAGAAGCCCUGCGUUUCGUGUACAUUGGAGACUGCGACUGACCGAGCCCAUCUGCCUGCGUCACUCCAGCGCGCUCUUCCCAUUGAGAGGAGUUAACUUCCUUUCUUAAAUUAAAUUUUGAAAGUGCCCUUUCCUAGGUUCCCUUUUCUGGUUUGGCCACAAAGAGUUUAGACUGCCCGACCUCUACUGGAAUUGUACAUAGACAAAGCUGGAAGUAUUUUUUUUCUCACUAUUGCACUGGACUCGGACAGAGGAAUGCAAAGUUGGUUUUGAAACAAGAAUGCUCUGGUUCUUUGAAGCUGCUUUCAUGGUGUCAGCUUCUACUGAAACACUGACUGGAUCACAGUUCAGAGUAACUGAAGUUGACGUUUAGUGCAAUGGAUUUUUAUUUUUAUUGGGUUGAAAAUUAGUCUGUAACUUAGUGGAACACUGGUUUCUAACCUGUCACUAUGCAUAAAGAGAGAUGCUUUCCCUCUUGUUUUUGGCCCUUCUGCCACACACUUCUGCCAGGCAUAGGUGUCCAGUGCUUGAGUGGUGUGUAAACAGAGUUUUUUUUCCACAACAGGUAAGCUCUGAACUCUAGCUGGACUCACAGCCAGUGGCUUGAACCGAAGAGGUCAGAGCUGGGCCUCUGCAAUCUCUCUCCUCCAGGUUUAUAGGUUAUUUAAACAAAUGCCCUCCUAGGAAAUCAGUUGAUGGUCUGUUUUAAAUGAUAUUCAGUGUGAAGCAGGGGGUUUCUUUCAAGCACUUUCUUUAAAUACAAACAAUAUACUCACUGCAUUAGUUCCAUUUUUUCCCCACACUGCUUUAGUUACAUAUUCAAUAACAUCUAGUAAUAAACAUCAGUUUUUUUCGUUUGGUUUUGAUAGUUCAAAAUGUAUUAUGUUGUACAUUGUUAAAGAUCUAAAUACAUAAAAUAUAAGCAGUUUCUUGAUGAAUCUUUAAUUUGCUAAAUAUUUUGAUUCUGUAGAAAACUACUAAUAAAACCCUAAAAUGG
Molecule: messenger RNA, 4333 nt
Organism: Chrysemys picta bellii (western painted turtle)
Lineage: Eukaryota; Metazoa; Chordata; Testudines; Emydidae
Source: RefSeq, a predicted model, not a curated record